Molecule: messenger RNA, 1703 nt
Organism: Eupeodes corollae
Lineage: Eukaryota; Metazoa; Arthropoda; Insecta; Diptera; Syrphidae
Exons: 7
Coding region: 203-1591 (462 amino acids)
Biological process (GO): protein ubiquitination
Molecular function (GO): protein binding; ubiquitin-protein transferase activity
Source: RefSeq, a predicted model, not a curated record
GUUAGCUGACAAUGUUCAUAUUAGACUUUCUGAUAUUUUAGUUUAAUAUCAUAAGCAACAAAAAAAAAGCCUUAAGAAAACACAAUCUCGUGCCUUAUAUAUACAUUUUAUUUCUAUACAUUUAAAAGUUUGGGGGAUUUUUUAAAUACUAAGUCGCAAUUUUUAUCAACGUACCAUAAAAUAAUAUAAACACAACAAAAUAAUGUCGAAAUUAAUAGCAAAAAACGUUAGUGUCUUACAAGAGUUAAAAGUUCAUACAAAAGAUGUGACGUGUCUUGAGUUUUGGGGUAACGUUCUACUAGUUACCGGAUCAAGUGAUAAGACGAUUCGAAUUUGGAAAUGGGAAGUCGGUUUGGGCUUCGUGGAAGAUUCAAAUAUAUCACCGUUAUUGGGACACAAGUAUGGAGUAACUAGUGUGAAGAUUUCACCAAAGGGAGGAGUCCUUGCUUCUUCCUCUGUAGAUGGAACUGUUCUUUUGUGGGACAUCUCAACUGGACAGAAAACCAACACCCUCUACCAAUUAAAUGGAGAAGCAGUUCGUUCAUGCUGUUUUAGUCCUAAUGGAUCUUAUAUUGCAUCAGCUGAUGAUAGUGGAGCGGUAUGCAUUUGGGGUCAAGAGAAAAAUUUAAUUAGAACACUUCAUUAUCACGAAGAAACAGUUUAUGCCUUAGCCUUCUCGGCGGAUUCAAGCAUUCUCUUGACAGCUUGUAACACAGGAAUGAUGAGGCUAACAUUUAUAAAACGAAUUUGUGAAGCUCAAAACCAUGAAUAUGAUUGUGGAAUUGAUCACGCUCAUGAUCUUGGAGUUGUAUAUGCUGAUUUCUGUAAACUUAUUCAUACAGAUCCUUUAGACCCUGACACAACAAUUCACACAGUUGUAACGUGUGGAAAUGAUCAAUGUAUAAAACUCUGGAGAAUUUACUCUCUUAAGUCAAACGAAAAUCUCAAGAACUCCCGACUGAUCCCACCUGGUCCAAGUGAAAGAGAAUCUGGGAAUUCGGUCGUCAAUAGUUCAAGUUUAAUGAAUGCCGAAUGUGUUCUAACAAUAUCCGGACAUGGCUGUUCUGUAACUUGUGUGAGAUUCAAUUCUCGUGGAACUCUCUUGAUAUCAUCAGGUAUGGAUAAGGCUGUAAAGGUUUGGGAUCUACAAGGCAACUGUCUUCAAACUCUACUCGAACAUUCUCGUUAUGUCAAUUGCGUGGCAAUAAAUGGAGAUUCAUCGUUGCUUGCAUCUGGAUCCAACGAUCGGUCAGUUAUAGUAUGGGAUUUGUCAGCUACACUUACACUCGAAUCACACAUUGCCGGAUUCCGUUCGAUCAUAUUCAACAUGGCUGCGAGUGAGAUUGACAUACCAUUGGAACUUAUUUGUCCGAUCACCCAUGAGAUAAUGACAUAUCCUGUCGUAGCAGAAGACGGUUUCACAUAUGAAAAAUCAGCAAUACUCGAAUGGUUCGAUCGUGGUAGGAAUACUUCUCCAAUGACAAAUGAAGAAUUGACAAGUCUCGAUGUAAGCGACAACGAAGAUCUGAAACUUAAGAUUGAAUGUUUCCUUAAAACAUUAGACUUUGAUUCAUUCGAUGGUAUUGCUUGAAAUGUCAUAAAUUAAUGUUGUAUGUGAAUCACUUUUUUGUCGAUGAUGUUGUCUUUAUUUGAAUAAAAAAAGAAUUCGGAAUUUUCACACCACAAUAUUCCAAACGUUGAAA